Molecule: messenger RNA, 4359 nt
Organism: Vidua chalybeata
Lineage: Eukaryota; Metazoa; Chordata; Aves; Passeriformes; Viduidae
Gene: GMNC
Product: geminin coiled-coil domain containing
Exons: 6
Coding region: 2735-3748 (337 amino acids)
Biological process (GO): negative regulation of DNA replication; negative regulation of cell cycle
Cellular component (GO): nucleus
Source: RefSeq, a predicted model, not a curated record
UACAAAGAACAUACAGUAAUUAACACACUGCAAUACACUUAAAUGUGUGUUCCCAGAACUUCAGAAAAGAGCUGCUAUGACAUUCAAAGUGAAAUCUCCACUGAAGCAAUAUUGUAGUCUUGAUACCCCCAGAACUUUAUUCCCAAUUAAAGAGGUCCAUCAUUAACUGCAAUAAGCAGUAAACACUCCUGAUGAAGAGGAAAAUCAGCAGAUGAUUGUUACUUAGUUUUGUUUUACACACACAUAUCAAUGUGAUUGCCACUGUGACUUCAACCUCUUCCAUCAUCAUAUGUGAUCAUCCAUGCACCAUUUUGCAAAAUGAGGUGUUUCUCUCCUACAACAACAGCAUUUUUUUUUUCUUUGGCAGUCACCCAAAGCGUAUCUCCCCAAAAACCUACCAGGGCUCUGAUUUGGUUGUCUUUUACCCAUUACCACCUCUCACUCCCCAGCAUAUCAGCCUUGGUGAGCUGACCUGAAUUCCUUGAGCUCAGAAAGCCAAGCACUGCCAGCCCCCAGCCAACACCAGACCCGCUGUGCAGAACCAACAACGGCUUACAGGUGGGUGUGAGAUGUCUCCAGACGGAGAAUCCACACCCUACCUGGGCAUCUCUUCCAGUGCCUGCACCCUCAAAAGAAAGUUCUUCCAGAUGUUGAGGUGAAGCUUCUUGUGUUCUAGUUUAUGGCCACUGUUCCUCGUCCUGUCACUGGGCACCACUGAAAAGAGUGUGGCACCUGCCUCCUGACCCCCACAUUUAUUAAUGCAUAUAAAUACGAGAUAUUUAUAUGCAUUAAUGAAAUCCCCUAAGGAGAGGCCCCGUUCCCUCAAUCUCUCCUCAUAACAGAGCUGCUCCAACCCCUGCUUAUCCCCUGGAUGUGCUGUCCGGACACCCAACUCUCCUCUCCCUGCUGCUGCCCCGACAGACGAGCCGCGAGGUGCCUGGGGCCGCACGGGGAGCACCCCCUGCGCAGGGCAUCCCUGCUCUUCACCCACCGCAGGCUCCUCUGCACCCGCCUCACCCCCUCCGGGGCCAGGCGGGCACCUCCCGAGCUGCCUGGAGCCGGGCACCGGCAGUGGGGCACUCCCGGCCCCUCAGGAGAGACCGCGGCUCCCCCCGCCGCCAUCCCCGCGCGGCGGGGUCGGCGCGGGCUGAUGACGCCAUCUUGGGCAGGCCCAACAUGGCCGCGGUUCGGGCGGUCCCGGGCCGGCGUUGUGGUGCUUGUAGGCGCUGGCGGGGCCCGGCGGGAUCCACGGGGUGUUCGCCUCUCGCACGGGGGUGCUGCGGACGCUGAGGGCUUCUCCAGCCUGCCCGCCCCGGGACGUCUCCUCUCCCGGCUUUACCCACCUCCGCCGGGCCAUUACCCAGCGCGCUGCCGCCCGCGGGGCCCCAGAGCAGCGGUGCUUGCCUGGCAUGUGCCCGCUGUGAGGGAGCCGCCGGUGCCACAGCGCCCUGCGGCACCUCAGCAGUGGGCAGAAGGGCCAGACGCGGCCGAGGAGCUGCGCUGGGCCCUGGCGCGUGUUGGGCGUGUGUCACACAGCUCCAGUUCCUUAGCAGCCAGCAGAGGAGCCGGCCGUGCAGGAGGGGUACUGUCCCUGAGGCUUGCUGAUGGGGGAACAGCACUGAGCAUCCUGCGGGGGAGAAAUCAAAGACCGUUCCAUAUGCCAGCACGGCCUGCCCUCGGCCCAGCCUCAUCCUGGCUGGCUGCAGACAGGUCGGGAUAGCACCUGGAACAGCCCUUGCCAUGGCAGGGGCAGGAUCCUGGCAGAACAACUGCUCUGCUAUUGCCUCUAUUCCCACCAUUCCCAUGCUUUUCAAAGGCAGACCCUCAGUGAAGAUGUCUUGUUUGAUUUUUUUUUUUUUUCCUCCCCUCUGGGAAAAACUCAAGUUUAUCCAUGGAUUUUGAUUGCUACAUAAAUCUGAUACGAAUCAGAAGUGACUAUAUGGAGACAAUCUCUGCCUUUCACACACCUGCCCAUGGCUUUUGCAACAUUAUGGUAGUAAAUCCUUUAUGAUAAUAAAUCUUUUACCACUGCCACAUUUAUAUCCUAAGAUGAUCUAGAAGUCUGGGGCUUGAUAGAAAACAUUCUUGACAUAGUGAGACAUUUGCAGGAGCUUGUCCUUGCAGACUCUGUUGUUCUGAAACUUGCACUUUCCUCCUCAGAACUGUCCACAGAAGUGCUCUGCAUUGUAUUUGCAUCUACACACCUCUGAGGAGCUAGGCAAAACCCAUUCUGUCAGCCAGGCAGGUUGGACAGACUUGUUUCUUCCUGCUGGAUUUUACAACUGCAAACAAGUCUUCAAAACAAAACAAAACAAAAAACUCACCAGCAACACCAGCAGCCUUAUUCUGAACAUGUGGGAUGCUUCCCUGGAUGCCUGUUCAUUUCCUGGAGUGAAACUCAGACACACCAGUUCACUGCUGCCCCUAAGUGUGUGAAAACUUUUUUUUCCUUCUCCCUCCUUUUCUUUUCCCUCCUUCCUUGUGUUGAUUUGUGGGACCAGAAUGACUUUGAUUUCAGCAAGUUUGCUGUUUAUUCACGUCACAAGUUUGACAGCUUUACACCAAAUCAGAUUGCUGGGUUUCAGGAGAGCUCUGAGGCGUCACUGGGAGCUCCUUUAGAUUAAACUCGCCUCCCCGGUCUCCCCCCUCUCCCCCUCCUUCAGAGCCAUUUAAACCUCUCUGGGGCUUUAACAGAAACGUGCUCCCAAGACCUGCAUUUCAUUCUGCCACUAAUAUGAGCGCCGGCCGGCCGUGCCCGGAGCCGGACUUCGCCGGGGGCUCGGGCUGCGCCUGCCCCUGGUCCGCCCCCGCCGGGGUUUCCAAGGAGACCUGGGCCGCCGUCUGCGCCGCGGAGCCGCCGCACAGCCAGGGCCGGCGGGAGGCUCGGCCGCCGGGCCAGUUCUGCAGCCCGCAGCUCGGUGCCCAGGACGCGGCGUGGCAGGGAGACCAACUGUCCUCCCAGCUCUACAGAAACAAGCAGCUUCAAGAUACUUUGCUUCAGAAGGAAGAGGAACUCGCUAGGUUACAUGAAGAAAAUAAUAACCUCCGACAAUACCUGAAUUCUGCCCUGAUUAAGUGUUUAGAAGAAAAAGCCAAGAAACUACUGUCUGGCCAUGGGCAAAAAAACUGUGCUAUCCUCAAAAGUACCAAGAGGAGAUUAAAAGAGGACCACUGCUUUGUUCCUCAAGAAACUCCUCAUGCUUCCAAAGCUAGAAGGAACCUCUUCAAUGAAUUCACUGCCUGUGAAGAGCAAGCCAGCCCUGCUGUGGACAGCUGGGUCUUGCAGACCUUAGGAUUAAAAGAUGUGAACACCAUUGAUGAAGCUUCAGCUAACUACAGUGCCCUGUCCCCAGACCUUGGAGAAGACACGUACUGCCUGAGCCCUGGGGGAGCAGUAGACUAUGAGCAGAGGGAAGGAGCAGCAGCAGUGUUUAGCUGCAGCCAUGUUCCUCCAGGCAGCAGCAGCAGCACCACUUAUCCAUGCAGCGAGGAGUCUCCCUUCCUUCCCCAGUUUUCUUCAGCACCGUGCAUCUCCUCACCAGUGCCAAGUGUUUCCUCCCUCCCAGCCUAUGGGUUGCCUUAUUUGACUGGUGGUUUGUCACCCAACAAAACAGAAGUGGCCUUCACAACGUCCCUGAGUCCCCACCGCAAUGUGAGAACGCACAGCUUCCACCAAGGACAGGCCUUUGUGCGCAGGGAUGACGAUGGGGGGUGGAGAUUCACCUGGGUGCCCAAGCAGGCUGAAUGAUGCACCUGAUCAAGGGUCAGCCAUAGAGGAUGUAGGAGUCACACUUCAUCUUCUGCAUCAGACAGGUUCAGGCAGAAAAAAGGACCCCUUUUGGGCUUCUUUAAAUUCUACUCUGUCACUAACCCACUCAUUCCCUCACAGAUUUUCACAGAUGUGACUCCGGAUUGCUCUUGGACAAUUUUCUGCCCCAGAUGUUCAAACUGGAUUCCUUUCUCUUGUGCCUGUGUUGAGAUACCUGCUUUUACUUGUUUCCUGGGGUUUUGUCAUCAGCUCUUCCUUGUUACUGGUAGUUUCCAGGCUGGAGGGCUUUCACCUUUAAUGAUCGCUUUCACAUGCACCAAACUGAAAAGCACUUUGGGAAUACACCUCUCUGGCUUUGGAAAUAGCACCUGUCUCACAGAUAUCCACAGAUAACAAAGGAGGCAUAUGUUGGAGACUGAGGAUCAGCAGUUUCUCAGUGAUUUAUGUCUCUCUUGACUACAUAGAUAGCCUUGGAUUUAACGAGCAUCCAUGGUUGCCUUAGGUGCUGCACAAAACUGACCUACUGCCGUUCCAUGGUGCUGUCACAUUCUUUGGUGAUGCCUCAAAAUAAAAACAGAAUUUACUUCUAA